Molecule: messenger RNA, 1005 nt
Organism: Histoplasma mississippiense
Lineage: Eukaryota; Fungi; Ascomycota; Eurotiomycetes; Onygenales; Ajellomycetaceae
Exons: 3
Coding region: 1-1005 (334 amino acids)
Biological process (GO): transcription elongation by RNA polymerase II; positive regulation of transcription elongation by RNA polymerase II
Cellular component (GO): nucleus; Cdc73/Paf1 complex
Molecular function (GO): RNA polymerase II C-terminal domain phosphoserine binding
Source: RefSeq, a predicted model, not a curated record
AUGUUUUCGGACGACGAUCGCCAAAGUCAGCUUUCGGAGAACGUGCGAAGGCAUUCCUCUGAUGCGUCUGAAAUAGGCGAAAAUGGUUCCCUGAACUUUGAUGAUGAGAAAAUCAAUGGGGAUGAUGACGCUGACCUCUUUGGUUCUGGAUCGGAGGAACCUGACCAGCGCAAACCACGGAGACUGGAUGAUGAGGAAUUGGAUUCAGGCGACGAUGAAGGUCGCUAUGACCAGCAUGGCUCUCCAAUGGACGAGGACGGAAUGGAUUAUACCGAAUCGGUAAAUGUUAUGGAUUUGAGUCUUAGUCGUGUACCAGAGCCAGAAUCUACGGACGGAGAGCUACCGCAGGUCUACACGUUGACCAUGCCCAAUUUCCUCGCUAUAGAGUCUGAAGAUUUCAACCCAGAAACUUAUGUUGCUCCGCCCUUUAACUCUGCAUCUACCUCCCUGUGCUGGCGCUAUGAUCCAAACAAUGGUGAGACGCUUCAGUCAAAUGCUCGGAUCGUCCGCUGGUCAGACGGUUCAUUGACGCUUCAGCUUGCAUCCAAUCCAAAGGAACAAUAUCGAAUGCCGUCCAAAAGGCUCGCACGUUCUAACAAGGUGCGCAAGGCCACUGAUUACGAUUCUGAAUUGGACGCCCACGCUUAUCUCGGCGCAGCAGCUGAAGCUUCAUCGGUUUUCCGUAUCACCUCUCACCUCACGUCCUCUCUCAGUAUCCUUCCAACUACGGUGGAAACCGACGAUGCUGUUCAACGUCUUAAAGAAUCACUGGAAGCUGCUUCGAGGGGGCACAAAAAGAAUGUGGACGGCACAGUUACGAUGUUUGACGUCGCUGAAGACCCAGAAUUAGCCAAGAAACGCGCAGAGCUUGCAGAACGUGAGAAAUUACGAGCAGAUCGUAAGCGCCAGCUGGCAGCAGACCGCGAUCUUGACCGAGGGAGGCGCGUUGGUAUUUCCUAUAGAACCGGAGGAGGAGGCCUCACAAGUUGCUGGGUUAGAAGGUGA